CAGCCUGGCAAGCUGGGAGACCAUGGCUUCUAUUUGAUGCGGUUAAAGGUAUGACCUGUAGUUGGUGCACUGAGCAUGGUAGAGGGGGCAUUGAAGGUGCAAGUAAGAAGAAUUUAUUUGUCGUUGGCUCGAAGAACUAUAAACACUCUACAGUCACUGACCAUGAAAAGUCGAAGUUGCAUUUGGAGGCGACAAAUGUGAAAAAUUCAAAGAAAGAGGUGAAAGAGAAGAAGAGCACUGCUCACAAAACUGUUAUGGCAUUGAAGGAGUAUACACGAAAACAAAUGGAAUACCGAUUCAGGAACGUCCAUGCUCUUAUCAAAAACAACAGACCUAUAUCUGAUUAUGUAUGGCUAAAUCAGCUUGACCGAGCUAAGGGCCUGGAGAUCAGUUCCACUUACGACAAUUCUUCUUCUGCUACCUUGUUUCUAGAAUUUAUAUCUUCUGUAGAAAAGGAAAAGCUUACAAAUAUCUUGGCCCAGAUUAAGUUUUUCUCUAUGACAAUGGAUGGGAGUACGGAUGACAGCAGUACUGAACAGGAAACUGUGUUUCUCAGGAGUUCUGUACAAGGUGAGAUUUUUUUAAUUUGUAAGUAUGAUUAAUUAUGUAUUCUUAUGAAUCAGCUAGAAUAGGAAACAAUUCAAUUAUGUUGUUUGUGUUUUUAUAGGAAAGAUGAUAAUGAGAUUCCUUUUUAUCGGUGAACCAAAUUCAAUUGGAUCCGCUGAUCUGUUUACAUUCCUGAAAGAAAAACUAGCAGCAAACAAUGAAUUGGACUAUACGAGUAAAUUUAUUGGAUUUGGAUGUGAUGGGGCAGCCAACAUGAUGGGUAGAAAAUCAGGUCUAUUAACUCGAAUGCAGGAGGAAUAUCCUCAUGUUGUUGGUGUGCAUUGCUUGGCUCAUCGAUUACAACUUUCCUUUCGAGACAUAUUUAGGAAUAACAAAUACUAUGUCAAACUGUCAACUUUGCUCAUUGGGCUUUUUUAUUUCUACAAGAACAGCCCUAAACAGAGGAAAGGUCUAAGAGAGGCAAUGAAAGUAAGUUGUAUUCUAACAGUGUACAAAAUUUACAUUAUUUAAAGGAAAUAUUUUGCAUUGUUAUCAACUCUGUGAAUAGCAAUUGAUUAGUGAUUUAAGGAAUUCUGAAUAAUAGGUUAUGAAUGUGAAAGGAACCCUGCCUCACAGAGUGGGAGGAAGCCGAUGGAUGCCCCACAUUAAAAAAGCUUUGGAAACUCUCUUCAGGAUGUACCCAGCAUUCAUUUCGCAUCUCCAAAAUGAAUCUCAUCAAAAUGCCAAAGCAGAGGGGCUUGCGAAAAUUAUGGAUGAUUUUAAUAUCAUUGCAUUUGCCAUUUUACUCCAGGUAUUAUGUAAAUUAAAAACUCCACAUUUCUGUAAUAUUUUAUGGUAUCCAGUAGAGUAUUUUCUGACAUAGUAACCUUUAUUUGUAGGACCUGAUCAACCCCUUGACAAAAUUGUCAUUGUUGCUUCAAGCCAAAGAUACAACACUGGCUGAUACAACAGAUAUGAUUGAGAGCACGAUUGAUUAUUUGCUGCAGUGUAAAACUAGGUAUAUUAGCCAUGACAUGUAUUUCAAGUAAAUAAUUUUAGUAUCAGCAACUCAUUAAAGCUAAAAUAGAGUUUUUAAAAACUGAUAAUCAUUCAAAAACACAGAAUUUGCCAAUGGAGUAAUGUUUGAUGAUAACUGAUUUAUGUUACAGCCAAAGUUUGAAACUUAUUGCUGUUACUACUUCGAAAACUGUCUCUGGAUAUGGUUUGAAAAUAAGAGGAAAGGAGCUCAACAUCUGUGCCACAACAGAGAAUAUUGUUGACGAGUUGAUUUCUCAACUAAGAGCAAGGUUGUGUGGUCAGCCCUGGGUUAAGUCAACCCUGGUUGGAAGUUUCAAAAAUUGGCCAGUAGAAGAUACAAAUGCAGGUGUGUAAUUACAGGUGUAAUGUAUAUUUAUUGUAAAAAAAGAAAAAAAGAUAACUGCCUAAUAGUAUUAAGUUAAGUAAGUUUGGUAUAUUUGUAUAUAAUUUUUGAACUUCUUUUAUCUUAGUGAAGGAUGACAAGAAGGUAAUAUUUCCUUUGUUGUAACCCUUGGUGUUUGGUAUACCCAUAUAUUUCUCUUCAUACCUUCCUGGUGUAGUGCAAUAUAUAGCUGCUCUUAUGCUUUCUGGCUUAACUCACUAUUUUAUGUAAUCCUUUCUGGCUGGCUUAUUGCACUCAUAUAUCAAUCAUAGUCCUUAAAAUUCAUUGGGGUUUUUUUCUGUUAAUUUUAUCAAUUUGGGUGAAACAAAAAUACAGAUUGUUUUCUUCUUGACCAAUAGAAUUUGGAAAGAAGGAAGUGGAAUUGUUGACAGAGAAAUUCCACACUGCAUUAACUACUGCUGAGUAUGACACUUCACAGAUGGUUUCAGAGUGGCAGCUUAUGAAGUCUCUCACUUAUAAGAGAUUUGGAUCAUGUCUAGCACAUCUUGCAUGGGAAACUGUGAAUUCUUCCUUUGGACAGAAUGGGAUCCAGAAUAUACUGGGAUUAAUUGAGCUGUUGAAAAGUCUCCCUCCAACAUCUGUUUUAAAUGAAACCGCCUUCAACCAAAUGAAGUUAAUUAAAACAGAUAGACGACACAGAUUAAGUGCUCAGCAUUUGAAUGAUAUCAUGUUGGUCAAAAUUGAAUCAUCAUCCAUCCAAGACUUUGACCCAACACCUUCAAUCAAUAAAUGGAUGGUGACACCAUCUGCUCAAGGACGAAGGACAAACUACACCCGAGACACAGUGGAAGAAAGUGACAUUAUUACAGUGAUUGCAGAAAAAGAAGUUGAGAGGGAGAGACAGUAUAUGGAGAGAGAAGUGGAGGGUGAGAGAGGAGUGGAGGAAGAGAGAGAAGUGGAGAGUGAGAGAGGAGUGGAGAGUGAGAGAGGAGUGGAGAGUGAGAGAGAAGUGGAGCAAGAGAGAGAAGUGGAGAGUGAGAGAGAAGUGGAGAGUGAGAGAGGAGUGGAGCAAGAGAGAGAAGUGGAGAGUGAGAGAGGAGUGGAGAGUGAGAGAGGAGUGGAGCAAGAAAGUGAGGAAGAUUCAGAGUGUGAGCAAAAUGAGAAAGAGAAUGAAAGGAGAAUAAAUGAACUUGUAGCUGAGAUUGAGAUGGAAUACAAUUAGUUGAUUAUAAAUAAAAUUUAUCAAAAUCUCAAAA
Molecule: messenger RNA, 3183 nt
Organism: Ostrea edulis (European flat oyster)
Lineage: Eukaryota; Metazoa; Mollusca; Bivalvia; Ostreida; Ostreidae
Product: J domain-containing protein DDB_G0295729-like
Exons: 4
Coding region: 2406-3149 (247 amino acids)
Source: RefSeq, a predicted model, not a curated record